Anastrepha obliqua is the source of this 3422-nucleotide messenger RNA. It is a transcript of the gene Rbsn-5, whose product is annotated as rabenosyn-5. The transcript is spliced from 4 exons. NCBI's taxonomy places the organism in Eukaryota, Metazoa, Arthropoda, Insecta, Diptera, Tephritidae. The coding region runs from base 184 to 1755 and encodes 523 amino acids. Gene Ontology annotation, molecular function: metal ion binding. The record is from RefSeq and is a predicted model, not a curated record.
UUAAUAAACAAAACAGCUGAGUGUUUAGGGAUUUGCAAAUCAAACGCCCACAUAUCGCUUUUAUUUCGAAUUUAUUUUUUAGGGCAUGAACUUGAAUUCAUUAAAAUAACAACUUAAAAGCAAUUGGAAUUUCAUAGAAUAAAUUCAGUGUUUGUUAAAGAGAGAAUAACAGUAUUUGCAAGCAUGUCCAACCCAUUCGGAGAACCUGACGAUGAUGAAUCAGACGAAAUCUUGGAAGGCUUCCUUUGUCCAAUAUGCCGAGAAGACCUCAAGUCGGCCGAAUUUCUAACUGUGCACUUCGAAAGGUCGCACGCAGAGCAACAAGAUGCGCUUAAGUCUGUUUUUAAAGAUAUUAUUUCAAAAGCUAAAAAUAAGAUUCUCAAUAUUGACGAGACUUUUGACCUCUCAAGAAGCUUGGAAAGGAAUGCAUCCAUUAGCGGCGCUGCCGGAGGCGGUGGUAAUGUUGUGGCAGGCGCCACAUAUGGUACCAAUAAUAAAGCAUUAAACUUGAGUAAUGCACGUACAAGAACGAAUGUCUUCAAUUUUAUGGAUCACCAAGAGGUUGGUGCAGAACGUAAUCAUCUAGAGUAUUUUCAGUCAGUAAGAAAUCCACGGCUGGAGCGAUAUGCCAGUGAAACAAAUAAAUUGAUCAUACGCUUACAUAAAUUACUAACAAAUUUGCCAACGGAUCCAGUGUUGCGCAAGCAACACGAACGGAAUAUUGUUACAUGGUUGGAUGGCAGUUCUGUAAAAUUAUGUCCUAGUUGCGCAAAAAAUUUCCACAUUGCUCGCCGUCAGCAUCACUGUCGUCUCUGCGGGAGUAUUAUGUGUAAUGACUGCUCCAAGUUUCUAUCAAUAGAUACGGCACUGCAACUCGCCAGUUUGGCUAUGUCACAAAGCGAAACGAUAAAACAAACGCAAGGUGCCGCCGAAGCAAAUGCAUCAAAUCCACAUCGCAAUAGCAUACGUUCCUGUGAUCAUUGUCUCUGGCUUUUAGAGGCUCGACAAGAGAUGCACGAAAGUCGAACAUACCGUCCGCUUGUAUCACAAAUUUAUGCUGACAUACAACAAUUACGCAAAGAUGUGCUACCGGACAUUGAAAUGUACUUGAAAAUUGUUGGCAGUCUCUACGAGGGAGAGUCAAUUUUCACUCUGGCAGAUGCAAGCGCAUUGCGUGGAAAAAUUGGCCAAGUGGCUGAAGCAAUCGAUUUGCGAAGUAAACGUAUAUUAGCGCUGCCUUGUCAACAGGGUAGUCGUGAGGAAGCUUUGAAAAAAUCAAUACGUCUAUCGUGCAUUCAACUAAUCAAAGAUAAAAUGCUUUCGAUACCGCCACUGCCUGCCGAGGAAGACAUACGAAAAAUUCAAGAUCGUAAACGCAUGGAAGCAGAACAACGGAUCGAAACUGAACGUAGACAAGCAAUGGAAGCAUACGAACGACAGGCUUUGGCAAGUAACGUCAGUGGCAUUCAAAAUAGGACGAACAAUGGCACCAAUUAUGCAUAUGGGUCCGAUUUGCGCUCAUUGGAUAAUUGGUCGGCGCAGCCUGUCAAUAUAUCGCAAAGUGAAGAUCCACUUAUAGAACAAAUAAAUAUUAUAAAAGCGUAUAUAAAGCAAGCGCGUCAAGAAAUGAAUUUCGAAGUGGUGGAAACUUUAGAACUGAAUUUACGCGAGCUACAGCGAGAGUUCUACGAGAGACAGAGAGCAUCUAGAGAUUUUCACCCGGAGGCGGAAAGAAACCAACAGCUGACUCAAUAAAAGCAUCAUUCAGACAACUUAUAAUUAUUGAAGAAUUUUAGUUUGCGUACAUCUAAAUUCUUCAGUAGUGUAAGUAAUUAUAAAAUUUGUAAUAAAAUAGAAUUCCAAAAACCGCAUUAUCAGUGAGCUUGUGCUGAUAAGUUGCGUAUUUAUAUUUCGUUACUGCUUGCAGACGAAGAACUCCUAUAAAUAAAAUCAGAGGGUGAUUAAAUAAAAGGAUCACCCAGGAAAAGAGUAUUUACCUGAGAAUAGAUGUUUUCGCACAUCUAUAAUAAAUUUACUAAUUUAAGUAAUAAAGUAGUUAAUUUAUUAUUCCAAAAACAGUGGGUACAAUAUUUUGCUACUACUUGUUAUUUAAGGGGGAACAUCAAUGUGAUUUAAAAAAAAUCGAUUUUGUUUUUGCAUUUUCUUAAAGUAGAUAUAUUCGAAAAUAUGUAAAAAGAAUUUUAACUUAAAAUUUUGAAAAUUUACGAAGUUAUACCCAAUACAAUAAGUGCAGGUAGUGAGUUACAACGUCCAAUGAAAAAUUUAAACGCGUUUUUCUCAAAACGACUUUUCUGAACACGGUGGCCUCGAUUUCUUGAAGACUUAUGAACCGAUUUUAAUUUUUUUUUUUAAUCUUUAGGCAUGCAUUGGCUACAGUCGUACAUAGCCGUUUUUAAAAAUUCCAAAAUUAAUAUUUUUUCAAACCUUUCGAAAACAAAAAAAAAGGGUAAAAACACAAACUCAGUUUUCAAACCUGCACCAUUUUCUCCAAAAAAAAAAAAAACGCCACGUACGACGAUAGCCAUUGAUGUACAGAUUAAGAAUUUUUUCGGUUUUUUGCUAUCAGAUGAUUUUUCACCGCUGUAUCGUGGCCACCGGGGUGCAUCAGUUUUUUAUGACGUCAUUGCAUUAAUAUUAAUAACAAUUGUAAUUUUUAAUAUUUUUUUAUAAAAAUUUCUGCCAGUAUAGUUGAAUAUAUAUUAAAUAAAUUAUAAUUUGUCCGAUCCUCAAAUGAUCAUCCCUACUUAUAAAAAAAUUCAUGAAAAUCACUUAAUUUUCACACGUUCACCGGUUUUCCCCCUUAACUGCUGUUGGAAGGAUGUAAAAUACUUCGUAGCAAUUUUCGCAUUAUCCGGUUGUAGUGACAGCCGUUGCCUGUGUAUAAGUCCGGGUAGUUCUGAUAGCGUGCACACGAACGUCGCGAGAACACUUCCUUUUAAUAAGCAACUACUAAUAACAUAAAACACUGCUACAACAACAACAACAUUGAAUACUUUUUUUGCAUAAAGGCAUAGAAUAUUAAAAUUCGAUUAACGGAACGUUUGCACUUCGACCUAAAGGCCUUUUGUGCUCUUUACUCAUCACAUUACCUCAUUCAAACGCUGUUCCCUCAGUAAACCUAAAAUUGAGCCGAGUAUGUCGAGAUGUCUACAUCUUCUCCCUAUGGCAUGGCAUUCGAGAAGAAGUUGUAUUGCAGUUUUCGGGGAUUGCUCGCAAAAACGACAAGAGUCGGUGGACCAAGUACCGAGCCUGGACAGGCUGCGCAAUCUGCUGUGACCUGUGAGAAUGCCAGUCAGUAUACUCAGUUUGCCCUUAGAGGGAUUUAUGAGAUGCUUAAAUCGCAUAUAUUUUUAAACGACGCGAUAGAUGAUAUUUCUCUUUAGCACGCAAAUAAUGUGCUA